AGGUUUCCGUGGAGACAGCGGAGCCUGAAGAAGGUGGCGGCGGCGGCGGCGGCGGCACCUGCGAGCGGAGGCUGAGGCAGGGCAUGGCGGUGCUGUCGGCCCUGUAAGAGCUAAGCGGCCGCGGACCCCGCCAUGCAUCGGUGGCCCUGACAUGGGCGCCAGCGGCUCCAAAGCUCGGGGCCUGUGGCCCUUCGCCUCGGCGGCGGGGGGCGGCGGCCCGGAGGCGGCGGUCGCUGAGCAAGCUUUGGUGCGACCGCGGGGCCGAGUCGUGCCCCCCUUCGUAUUCACGCGCCGCGGCUCCAUGUUCUAUGACGAGGAUGGGGAUCUGGCUCACGAGUUCUAUGAGGAGACAAUCAUCACCAAGAACGGGCAGAAGCGGGCCAAGCUGAGGCGGGUGCAUAAGAACCUGAUUCCUCAGGGCAUCGUGAAGCUGGAUCCCCCCCGCAUCCACGUGGAUUUCCCUGUGAUCCUCUAUGAGGUGUGAGCCUGGGAGGUGGCAGGCAUAAACACCCCCUGCCCCAGCAAGAAACCCCCAGGCACAAGGUGUGGCUUCCAUUGAGGAACCUAGGCUGGGGCCACAACCCUGAAUAAACUCCACUGGCCUGGAACCUUCAGCUGUGAGCAGGGUAGUCCUACAAUGUUGGUUGGGUGUUGGUUUGCAUAUGGACAAGAAGUGGCUGAUGGCUGGCGAGGGCUGAUGGCGAAGUUAGCAGCCCACCUUUCCCAGCAAUCCCUACGAGGAGCAUGGCAGGGCAUAUGCUGGUCAGGAAGGCCAGGUUCCUGUGCCCUUGCCUGGCCUGCCUUCUUCCACGCUUGCCUAGGGCCCAGCCCUGAUAGAGGCUACAGCACUUUACAAGCAAGGUCUGCCUUCUUCCAGCCCCAGGGCUGUGGGAGCUGUACACAGUGGGAACUUCCUUUCCCUCACUUCCUUUACCCUCUCGUUGGAGCAUUUCAGCCGUUUGCUACCUCGAUUCCUCCUGUGUUGGACAGAGGCUAAGGGCAGCGCAAGCCUGAUCUUUCCUGCCUACCUGCCCAUCUGUUCCCACCCCCAAAUGGAUGGACAGUUUGCUGGCUGUUAAUAAGAGUUAGGACUGGUGUGGGAGGCAUCUCCCUCGACCCAGGGUGAAGCUGAUCUCUCCCCACUACAACUAGUUGUGUCCCCCCCCACAGACACACACUGCACCACCAAUUGAGAGGGCAUAGGAUGGGGAUCAGGAAGGGCUCUGGAUGCCUGUGCCUGUCGGGAGUUGCCCUAUCCCACCUACUCUGUCUAAUCUCCCUUGCCCUUACACAUCCAGUGCCCUGUGUAAGGGACAGCACCUGAGCGCUGGUGCCAGUAGCUCUGAGGAGCCCACCUCCCCUUCCCCUACAGUAUACCCAUCUCUUCAGGAUCAGUCAAGAGAAAGUACUGGAACCCCUGGAUAGGGACAGAAAGGAGAGAACCAUAAAAGGAAUACUUAAAAUGUGAAAGCUUGUAAAUAGUCUAGUCCAUGAUAUUGUUGGAGCAGAGUCUGAUUUCUACAUAGAAAUCACUGUUUUUUGUUUUUAAAUCCUUACUGUGCGAACUCUGUGCUUUAAGAGUGUGAGAAAUGGCUUGGGGAGGGUAGCCCUCAAUCUAGGGAGGCUGUUGUGUUGUUUGUUCAAUAAAAUUGUUUGUAGACCCUGCA
Phacochoerus africanus (Common warthog) is the source of this 1667-nucleotide messenger RNA. RefSeq names its product tumor suppressor 2, mitochondrial calcium regulator (gene TUSC2). Bases 152 to 484 code for a protein of 110 amino acids. Lineage: Eukaryota; Metazoa; Chordata; Mammalia; Artiodactyla; Suidae. Gene Ontology annotation, biological process: regulation of mitochondrial membrane potential; inflammatory response. The record is from RefSeq and is a predicted model, not a curated record. Gene Ontology annotation, cellular component: mitochondrion. The transcript has 3 exons.